This is a messenger RNA of Saccoglossus kowalevskii, 1661 nucleotides long. RefSeq lists its product as uncharacterized. The record is from RefSeq and is a predicted model, not a curated record. NCBI's taxonomy places the organism in Eukaryota, Metazoa, Hemichordata, Enteropneusta, Harrimaniidae.
GACUCUAUACAGAGACUGUGGUUCAUGAUAGAACAUUUCUAUCUGCUUAAAACUAGCUCCUCGUAUACAUAACAAAACUCGUUUAACCGUGCGAUCUGCGAGGCUUGUAUCGGAACAACUUUAUACGAACACAAACUGACAAUUUUGACAGAAGAUUGUGGUUGCAAAAUAUUUACGUCGAUUUUACUAGCCACCCAGAAUAAAUAAACAUGGCUGACAACAAACCCAUGUCCAAAAUUAUCCAAAAUAUUGAUGAAGUCAUCAAAAAAUGGGCUCUGAAAGGAAAGGACAACCAGGAUAAGUACGUUGUGGAAAUUGUUAAAAAUGGUCUGGAAUUCAUGCAAAUCGGUGAAAUAAAUUAUAAAGCCGUGAAAAAGAUGGUUCCGUGUCCAGAUAAUCCAAAUGAGUAUAUUCCGAGUGGAGCCGAGGCCGGGGAGGCCACUCCUAACACGUGUACGCGCACUGUACAUACCACGUCGUUCGUAAACGCUACAUCUGCAGCGGAACAAAAACACCAUUUCCGGGUUGAACGCACUAAUACCACUUGCUAUAGUUGGUCGAUGAGCAGCGGACACACCUUCAGUUCUCGGGCGGGCAUUUCUCUAACGCCCCCAAACGCGUGUAUAGAAGCGAGCGUGGAGUUCGGAAAGACGACGGAGGAGUCGACGGAAGAAGUAAACGCAUCUGAGAAAACACGGACAAACGUCAUUGAAUGUGACGUAAUCGUCCCGAAAGGGAAGCGGGUGAAUGUGAACUUGAACAUCACCGAGGAAGACUUAAUCGCGAAAUAUGACGUAGAAUAUCGUAUUGAAGGGGAAGUAACUGUUAUUAUUAAGAAAGGGGAGAAAAUAGACUCCGAUCGGCAUGGCCAAGCUCAGGAUAUCUUCCGCGGUAUGGAUGGCUUCAAGGUAUUUCCCAAAACAGAAAAACGGAAAGGUUUCGCUAAAUUUAUUAACAAGGGUAUUUUUAUGUCGAAAAGAGAAAUAAGACAAGAAUUGGAAAUGAGAGACGAAGAUUUAUAAUUUGAACUGAUCAUGGCGGUCGAGAUCACUUCUCUCAGGCCGAUUUGUUUGAUCAUAGAUAGAAGAGGUUUGACCGUAACUGUAUGUUUGUUUGUUUUUUAUAAAAGGAUAGAAACAGUUAUCAUGAAUUUAGUACACUGCCAUCAAUAUUCGUCACUGGCAAAAAUUCCAGUACCGACAUUACAAUUUCAUUCAAUCCAAACACUGUGAUAACGACUUUCCGUUUUCGACAUUGUGAAAUUCUUCCGUUUUUAUGGAGUAUACCGUAUUUUUACGAAAUAAUAUCAUACAUGAUACACAUAUUUCGCAAUUCCAUUUAGCUGCUCUCAGUUAUAACUCAAGACAAAUGAAAUAACAAGUUUAUUUUGAUUUUUAUAUUCACGUGUAAUCGUGUAAUAUGAAAUACAUUUCGUUAUGAAACAUUCUUAAUAUAUUUCUGAAUUCACUUGUCACAAUAUUUUUUUUUCCAAAAAAAAAAAUAAAUAAGAAAAUAAGUGGAGGGAUUUCAGAAUGUCGAAAUCGAAAAGUCUUUAUCGUAGUGCUCCCAGAUACUGUUCAUGUUGUAAACUCAUCGACUUAUUUUACACCCUCUCCCAGUUGAAACUAGUAAAACAAUACAGCAAAAGUUUAUACCCAUGC